Molecule: messenger RNA, 1011 nt
Organism: Cucurbita maxima (winter squash)
Lineage: Eukaryota; Viridiplantae; Streptophyta; Magnoliopsida; Cucurbitales; Cucurbitaceae
Product: ras-related protein RABA1c-like
Exons: 2
Coding region: 158-820 (220 amino acids)
Cellular component (GO): endosome
Molecular function (GO): GTP binding; GTPase activity
Source: RefSeq, a predicted model, not a curated record
AUUUGGAGUCCAGCCCAGCACAGGCCAACCCGUGGAAUUCACAAUCUCUAGAGUAUCGAGAAAGGACCCCCCAAAAGCGAGCACGCAGAGAUCUAGCCAUUGCCCCUUCCCCUUCCCUUACUCCAACCAAACUUCUUCUUCAGAAGGGGGCACUGUGAUGGCCGGCUACAGAGCUGAAGAUGACUACGACUACCUCUUUAAGGUGGUUCUGAUUGGAGAUUCCGGCGUGGGCAAGUCCAAUUUGCUCUCCAGGUUCACCAAAAACGAGUUCAGCCUCGAGUCCAAGUCCACCAUUGGGGUUGAGUUUGCUACUCGGAGCUUGAAUGUCGAUAGCAAGGUCAUCAAGGCCCAGAUUUGGGAUACUGCUGGCCAGGAAAGGUAUCGUGCAAUAACCAGUGCUUACUAUCGAGGCGCUGUAGGUGCACUGCUUGUCUACGAUGUCACACGACAUUCCACUUUUGAAAACGUCGAGAGGUGGUUAAGGGAGUUGCGAGACCAUACAGAUCCUAACAUUGUCGUCAUGCUUGUUGGUAACAAGUCGGACCUUCGACACCUGGUGGCAGUAUCAACAGAGGAUGGGAAAUCUUUUGCCGAGAAGGAGUCUCUCUAUUUCAUGGAAACUUCUGCACUGGAAGCAACCAAUGUCGAAAACUCAUUCGCCGAAGUCCUUACACAAAUCUAUCACAUUGUAAGCAAGAAGUCCAUGGAGGCUGGCGAUGGCGCUGCUGCUGCUGCUGCCACAGUUCCUUCAAAAGGAGAUAAAAUCGACGUCGGUAAGGACGUCUCCGCUGUAAAGAAGGCUGGCUGCUGUUCGAGUUAGGCUUUUGAUUUGCAUUCUUUUCGAUGCGGCUGAUUUGAUAUUGCUGCAUCCUUAUGUGCACCAUAGUUGAGUAACCAUUCUUCAGAGAUGUCUUGAAUAGGAUAUUGAUAUUGCCUGGAUUUUAUUUACUUUCCAAUAUAUUAUGGUCUGAAAAUUUAAGUUUGAGCUCACAGAGAGAGCUAUUGAUUUCA